This is a messenger RNA of Ictalurus punctatus (channel catfish), 4912 nucleotides long. It is a transcript of the gene lgr4, whose product is annotated as leucine-rich repeat containing G protein-coupled receptor 4. Gene Ontology annotation, cellular component: membrane. Gene Ontology annotation, biological process: G protein-coupled receptor signaling pathway. Gene Ontology annotation, molecular function: protein-hormone receptor activity; protein binding; G protein-coupled receptor activity. Lineage: Eukaryota; Metazoa; Chordata; Actinopteri; Siluriformes; Ictaluridae. The record is from RefSeq and is a predicted model, not a curated record. The coding region runs from base 567 to 3440 and encodes 957 amino acids. The transcript is spliced from 18 exons.
GCUCGUGCGUAGCUGGCUGUCCCGAGCAGAAAGCGAGGCAGGAUCGCGAGCGCUGCACGAACCCAGGGGCGGAUAUCGCGCGAAUGUGUUUUUCUGUGCGAAACGGAGGAAACACGCCGAAAAACGUCACCACCGAGGCGCUUUCUCUGCUCGCCGUUUUGUCACCUUGUUCUUCAGCGAACCUUCGGGAAGCACAGCGCGGUGUGCGGUCUUGUUUUGGUUGGAGAAACAAAAGCGGUAAAAAAAAGAGAGAAAACCCCACGGGGAAAGGUGUUUGUGUGGUCGUACGGGACUCGAGGCGGCGCGGCGCGGCAUGAACGCCCGCUCACCGGCCCUGUUUUGGGUGAGAGACGGGAGCGCUCGGUUUAACCGCGACAUGCACCGAUAAACAAAGAGGCGGCUACUUUCCUGUCCGUUAACUCGCCCGCAGACUGAACUCUUAAAAAAAUAAUAACAACACCGAAACACUCAAGAAAGAAGGAACGCGGGAUAAAGCUGCCGUGGGAGCGGGUUGGUCUCCGGAGCUGGUGUGCAACAACAUAAAUAAUAAUUAAAGAAAAGCCACGAUGAUGCCCUCUUUUGCCGUCCGGAUCCUCGUUCUCGGCUUGUGCGUGCGCGGCGCCGCGGCUCAGGCAGCGUCCACUGCGGCCGUGUGCGCGCCCGCGUGCCGCUGCGACGGGGACGGCGGUGCUGACUGCUCCGGGAGAGGACUGAGCUCCGUGCCGAGCGGCCUCAGCGCCUUCACCUACUACCUUGACCUCAGCAUGAACAACAUCACGGAGCUUCCUGCGAAUGUGUUCAAGAACCUGCCGUACCUGGAGGAACUGAGAUUAGCAGGUAAUGAUCUUACUUUCAUCCACCCAGAAGCUCUGUUUGGUCUCCACCAGCUCAAAGUACUCAUGCUUCAAAAUAACCAGCUGAAGACGGUUCCCAGUGCUGCUCUGAAGAACCUCCAUGCUCUGCAGUCUCUGCGCUUGGAUGCGAACCACAUCACAGUGGUGCCUGAGGACAGUUUCCAGGGCUUGCAGCAGCUCAGACAUCUGUGGCUGGAUGAUAACAGUCUGACCGAGGUUCCAGUCGUGCCUCUGCAGCAUCAGGGGAACCUGCAGGCGCUCACGCUGGCACUCAAUCGCAUCGGCCACAUCCCAGACAACGCCUUCGCCAACCUCUCUAGCCUGGUGGUGCUGCAUCUGCACAAUAACAGGAUCGAGGAGAUUGGGAAGAACUGUUUCAUUGGCCUGGACAAUUUAGAAACACUAGAUCUGAACUACAACAACCUGAAAAGCUUCCCCGAAGCCAUCCAGACUCUCCCCAAGCUGAAAGAGCUUGGCUUUCACAGUAAUAAUAUCGCCAUCAUACCUGAAGGAGCUUUUCAUAAGAAUCCACUGCUACGCACCAUUCAUCUCUAUGACAACCCUCUCUCCUUCGUGGGAAGGUCAGCUUUCCUCAACCUAUCAGACCUGCACUCUCUGAUGCUGCGUGGUGCCAGUAUGAUGCAGGACUUCCCCAGUCUGAGUGGAACAGGGAAUCUCGAGAGCCUCACCCUAACAGGCACUAAGAUCAGCGCUGUACCUGCAGAUCUGUGUGAGAGCCUCUCUGUUCUCCGGACUUUAGAUCUUUCCUACAAUGAGAUCGAAGUGCUGCCUUCCUUUCAGGGCUGUGUGAGUCUUCAGGACAUAACCCUACAGCAGAACCACAUCCAGCAGAUUGAGCGAGACACCUUCCACGGCCUGACGAACCUCCGAGUUCUAGACCUGAGCAGAAAUGAGCUGAAGUUCAUCCACCCAGAUGCCUUCCACUCUCUCAGCGCGCUGACCAGCCUGGAUCUGAGCAUGAAUCUUUUAGCCAGUGUACCUACAGCUGGUCUAAAUGCUCUGAACCAGCUCAAGCUGACAGGCAACGUGAACAUGAGGAGCAGCCUGAGCGCCGCCGGCCUUCCCAAGCUCAGGUCUAUAUCAGUGCCGUAUGCAUAUCAGUGCUGUGCUUUCAUUGCCUGUGAUGGCACACUGAAUUCCCUGGAAAGAGAGGACUGGGGGAAAGGCAUUGGUGUGGAUGAGGAGAUGGAGAGGCCCCCCCUGCUUAUGCAUUGUUCUCCUUCCCCAGGAGCAUUUAAACCGUGUGCCCACCUGCUUGGCAGCUGGAUGAUUCGACUCACCAUAUGGUUCAUCUGCAUGGUGGCUCUCCUGUUUAACUGCCUGGUCCUGGCUGCCACGCUUUCUCCACGCAGCUGCCCAGUCUCACCCACCCGCCUGCUCGUGGCCGUCCUGGCAUCCUCCAACCUGCUGACUGGAUUCUACGUGACUGCACUGGUAGUCCUGGAUGCUGCCACCUGGGGCUCGUUCGCAUCCUAUGGCGUGUGGUGGGAGACAAGCGCCGGGUGCCAGGCACUCAGCGUGCUGGCCGUGUUCUCGUCCGAGUGGGCCGUUCUGGUGUUGCCUCUAGCUGCUGUGGAGCGCAGCCUGGCUGUCCGGGCACUGAUGGGUAAAGGGGGAGCGCUGAGGAGCUGUGACCGGAGGGGUCAGAGAAGGAAGUUUGGACUGGCUGCAGGACUUAUGGGUGUAUUGGCAGCUGGGGUGGCGUUUUUAAGCCUGUAUCAAGGAGCAGUAGAGGGUUCUCCGCUGUGCCUGCCGUUCUCUGGAGGUUUGGCACCUGGGUUGGGCGUGACAGUGGCGCUGGUGCUGCUGAACACCCUCGCAUACCUGUUGAGCGCAGUGAUCUACACAAGGCUCUACUGUGGUCUGGGCCGGGCACAGCUUGCUGAUCCAGAGCAAGCAGGUUCUGUGCGGCAUGUUGCGUGGCUUAUUUUUACUAACUGCAUCUUCUUCUGCCCUGUGGCAGCCUUCUCUUUCGCCCCACUGCUGACGGGAACGGGUACUGCAGCCGGAAGCCCGGACAUGGCAAAAUCAGUUACGCUGAUCUUCUUUCCUCUGUCUGCUUGCCUAAACCCAGUGCUGUACGUCUGCUUCAGCCCUGCCUUCCGGCACGACUGGCUCCGCCUAAGGGGGCGGAUCAGACUUGGGAGAGGUGGGAAAGCCAUCAGGACCAGUUCAGCAGGCAUCACGGGAACAGGUGAAGGCGGAGUCUCGAGUGAACUGGGCUACGAAUGUGGCAUGUGCGAACGCUGCGAAGCAGCUCUUCUAGCCCGAGCAUCUUCAUCAUCCGCAUCCUCAUCGUCCUCUUCCUCCUGCACAUGCAGACAUUUAGUGAGGUGGCACAGUUGCCCGGCGCUACCAGCGGGCGAGGUUCCGUGCUCGCGUUCCGAGGGCGACUGGGCCGACUGCGGCACUCUGUCAGCGCACUCGGAAUAUGCAGACGAGGGCGACUCGUUCGUAUCGGACAGCUCGGAGCAGGCACAGGCGUGCGGACGUGCGUGUUUCUGCCAGAGUCGCGGCUUACCUUUAGUGCAUUACUCUUACAACGUGCCCAGCGUUAAAGACUGAGAAUGAGUCACUGCAAACACACACACACACACACACUCGCAUGUUCACACCUUUGCUCAUUCACUACAGAGUGUCUGCUCACAUGGCACACACAAGCACAUUAUGCAGGGAACAGUGGGCAAUUUGAGACACCCUGGAGCCAGAGACGUUUGACUGGUCAGGAAGCACUUUUAUUUUCAGACACAUCAGUGUGUGUGUGUGUGUGUGUGUGUGCGUGUGUAGGUGUGUGUGUGUGUGUGCACGCAUGUGAAACGAUGCUGAAGCCUCGUCAGUAAAUAAAAAAGGGAAACUGACAAUACGAGACAGACUCACUGAGCCAAAUGUCAGCAGGACCUGAUUUGCUUUCUGCUUUUUCUUCAUGUCUGCACGACUGCAGCGAGCUGACUGACUUCCUUAAUCCUUAAAGAAUACAAAACCCGAGCGCUACUGCCCGCCUCUCACUCUUCCCCAGAACACAACUUCAGUUUGCAAAGAUUUUUGUUAAGCAGGGAUAAAUGUCUCUAAGCUGAGAAUAUUUUUGUCUUGAUUUUGUUCUUCACUGUUGGCAUUCCUUGUUCUAUUGACCUCAGCGUGUGACGGAGGAAGUGUGGGACCUUUUCCCACGUAGCUGCAUUUCGUGUAUGUGUUAGUCAAGGAGAAUGUAACAUAACAGAAACUUUUUAAAGAGUGAGUCUAUUUUUACUGCCUCUUUUCUUGGAAAUUCUGCUAAUAUUUAGCACUGGCCAGCAGCCAUUCCCUUCACACUGUUCAGUCCAUCUUGUGCUUCGACAGCUGCGCAGAAGCCUUCGGGGUGAAAUAGUGGUUUGAAGGCACAGAAGAUUGGACGUGGAAUCCAGUUAUGUUCGGCGCGCUCUCUCAGCCGUAACGUUUUGACAUUAGCAAUGGCUUUAUCACACUCGUAGUGCCCUAAUUUAUAAACAGUAUGUAAAAUUGUUUCAAUUAUAGAAUGGUGUAAAUAAUUCAGCAGUUACGGUACUGUAUACGACACAUGUUUGGACCUUUGUUCCUGUGCGGCAUUCGCUCAUCACUUAGAAACUGAUUUACCGAAAGGUUAAACAUCAUAUUUAAUCAGCUUUGUAGAUGAUGUGAAUUUCUACAUUCUACAGUCUGAUGAGGAAUAAAAUACUACAGGACGUGCUGUUAUCGGAAAAUAAUCACCGACGGAAUGACGGACGUGGAUUAUUUUCUGAUACAGCAUGCCUAGAAGUGUUUUAUUCCUCUUAUCCAACAGAAAUCGAUCAACGAUUAAAUUUGUUUAUUUUACGACACGUCAUCAUUUGAACCAUCUUUUUUUUAGUUGUUUACAUUUACAGUUGUGGAACAUACACGUAGGUCUGGAUGAUAUGUCGAUAAUAUCGAUAUCAUGAUAAAUGAUUAUGCGAUACACUUUUCUUUUUUUCUUUUUUUACAUUUUUAAUCAUUACAAAUAAAACGGCACUGAAUGGAUGCCAUUGAUUUAUAUAUAUAUAUAU